Molecule: messenger RNA, 2663 nt
Organism: Magallana angulata
Lineage: Eukaryota; Metazoa; Mollusca; Bivalvia; Ostreida; Ostreidae
Product: tripartite motif-containing protein 2-like
Exons: 3
Coding region: 125-2368 (747 amino acids)
Biological process (GO): positive regulation of DNA-templated transcription
Cellular component (GO): chromatin; nucleoplasm
Molecular function (GO): ubiquitin-protein transferase activity; zinc ion binding
Source: RefSeq, a predicted model, not a curated record
UUACUAUAAAAUUUGCCACUUCUGCAAAGAUUUUUACACCAAGAGUUGUGUAUUAAACAACCAUAUGGCUAGUGUAAAAGAGACCUUACUUUGAAGAAUAAUCGGUUCUUAUUAAGUCUGGGAAAUGGCAGGGUCCAUGUAUGAACCAGACGUCGCUGAGGCUUUCCUGACCUGCUCGAUUUGUGAAGAGGAUUUCAAAGAUCCUGUGGGACUUCCAUGUCUCCAUUCUUUCUGUAAAGAAUGUAUAAGUCGUCACAUCAUAGAGUCUACUAAGGGACAAAAAUUGGCCAGAGGUUUUAAUUGUCCAAAAUGUAAACGACAAGUGGAUGCCCCAGACCCGCAACAAGCCCCGCAACACUGGGUGGAGUUUUUCCCGGUAAACCACUUCGUUAAAAACUUGAUUGAGAAUGUCCGUUUGCGGACAGAAAAUAGGAAAUGCGAUCCAUGUUGCAGACGCAAUGAUAACAUUAUGGCGGUAAAAUGGUGUAAGGAAUGCUCAGAGGCUUAUUGCGAACAAUGCGAAUCCUUCCAUAAAUCUCUAAAAUACCUGCAACACCACAAUCUAAUCAGCAUGACUGAUCUCCAACACCAACCGAUAAAAGACUCGGCUAACAGGCCGCCAUGUCCUGACCACGACGAAACUGAGUUGGCUUUCUUCUGCGAGGAUCACAACCAUGUCGUCUGCUCCUCGUGCGUGACGUUGGAUCACAGAAAAUGCAACAAUGUUAUGUCUUGCGAGGAAGCAGCAGACAAACAAAGACUGCAAGCAGAAGCUAUCAUUGAGAAGCUAAGGAUGCAGCGAGACUGGGCCAACAGAAUUUCAGAAAAUCGCAAGCAUAGCUUAAAGACUAUGGAAGAUUCAUCUUUUCAACUUUGCCAGCAGAUAGCAGGUCUUCGACAACAAAUGAAUGAUUUAUUGAAAGCCAAAGAAUACAAAUUGACCGAAGAAAUUAAAAACAUUAAGCUACAGGAGAAAAGCCACAACGACUCUGACAUCGAGAGUUGUGAUGGGAUCGCAAGCACAACUGACAAUGCCCUGUCUCUGCUGCAGAACGCACUGAAACAUGGGUCGGAUACGGAUGUCUUGCUAACGAUAGACAAGGCGAAACAUGAAACCCAUGUCGGUGAAAACACUCUCGCAGACAUAACUCGCGAAAUGAAGGAUGUCUUCCUGAAUUUUGUCCCAGACAAACAGCUUCAAUCAAUGUCGAACGCACUAAAAGAUAUUGGAAGGAUAACGCUGACAUAUGCCCCUGUUCAUAUUGCUCCACCGUACAAUCUCGAGCAAGAAGCUAAACUGAACCAAAUAGAAGAAGAAACAGUAGCUUAUCAAAGCAUACCACAAUCACCAUCAUCAACUCGGAGAACUCCUCCAUUGUCCUUGACUUUAAAAAUGGAAUCGCCACCAACGAGCGUCCCUAAAUCCCCGCAAACAUCGGUUAGCAACGGAAUUAUCCACACAAGACUGUCCCCCAUUGCUUCUGCAAGGUCACUUCCGCCACUCGUUCUUUCACCAAAGUCAGCUACACCGACUAAGAGACUAGCUCCCAAACAGGCUUCUCUCGACUUCUUCUUCAAAGCUCGUACGAUCCAAGAUAGAGAAAACUGUUGUUUUACAGGAGCAGAAUUCAUUGGUAACGACAAAAUUAUCUUAGUAGAUCAGACCCAUCGAAAGCUGAAACUCUUCAACAAAGAAUAUACGUGGCUUGGUGAAAAGGUAUUGUCAGCCAAACCAUAUGAUAUAACAGUUAUUGGAGCAAACGAUGUUGCCGUAAGCCUGUCCCAAGAAAAAAAGAUUCAAAUCUACCAAGUUAGAGAGAACGAUUGCUUGGUCAUUUCCAAUAUUCAGACCGGUGCAAGAUGUUGGGGUAUUGCAUUUGCCAGCAAAAAAUUCGCCAUCUGCUGCUCCUUGCAACCUCCUUGCAUUAAACUGAUGUCUCAAGACGGGAGAGAGCUGAAGGUCUUCAGCAAGGAUGCUGAUGACAAUGACCUUUUUUCAUUCCCUGACUACAUCGCCAUGGACAAGUCGGCUAAGAACCUUUACGUCACUGAUAAAUACAAGAAGUCUGUUAUAGCCGUUUCAACCAGCGGGAAUAAAAGGUGGGAGUUCCAUGAUGAACAUUUGCUGAAAACUCCCAAGGGCAUUGCUGUUUUAGGAACACGUGUCUAUGUUGCAGGAUGCAAGUCCCACAACGUUUUGCUGAUGACGACGGAUGGUGACGUCAUCGGUAAUGUAAUCAGCGACGGAAUUUCUAAUCCACACAAGAUCGCGCUCCAUUCCGAUGGGGAUCAUCUCAUGGUUACCCAGUAUCAGUCAACAUUAGUUGAUGUUGAAAAGAACAUGGUUAAAAUAUUUACGGUGUAUUGAAGAAACAAGCUGUCGUGUCGGUUUGGUCUAUGUUUGUGUUGUGCUUAAUAGCUUAGUGAUUGAUCGAGUGGAUUAUUUUGAGGCUCAAUGAAAAUACAAGUGUCUUUAUCGUUACCGGUAUUUCAUGAAACAAAAAGUAUGGGCAGCAUUGCUCACCUGAAAACAUGAUGUUUUAGAGUGCGACCCUAGAGCGUAGCGAAUCAAAUCUUAUCUACUUUAACAAUAACAAAAAUGCUAUUACAUACAUCUAAAUGUACUUGUACGUGCAUCUCAUUGUUACAUUAAUGUUUUUUUA